Nylanderia fulva is the source of this 470-nucleotide messenger RNA. RefSeq lists its product as uncharacterized. Lineage: Eukaryota; Metazoa; Arthropoda; Insecta; Hymenoptera; Formicidae. The record is from RefSeq and is a predicted model, not a curated record.
CGAAAGAAAAACGUAUUUUUGAGCAGGAGGGGAAGUCUGGAGCAGCAGCCUCAACCCGUCCAGAAUGGGCCUUAUAUAGUGUUAUGUCAUUUCUGACACCGCACAUUAGGAAGAGAAAAUCUGUGGACAAUUUUCAAACAAAGGCGUUGGUAUCUAAAACUACACCUUCACCAGAUGAAGAAAUAAUAAUAAAUGAGCAAGCUGUGGACAUUAAUAGCGCACCCUUUAUAAUUUCUACCUGUUCUACCCUCUCCUCGCCUGGCUGUAGCUCAUCAGCUGCUAAUAUGCCUUAUUUGGGACCUACAAGUCGUAAGAGGUCAAAGGUGGACGAAACAGAUGAAUUGUUCAGAGAGACUCUUACUAAUUUAAAUAAAUCUAUGGCUGUAGCCAGUGCUCCUACUCCACCACUAUCAUCACCACCUUCAAUUAAUGAUCCAGACGUCUUGAUUAGCAGAAACAAGGAAAUUUAG